CAAACCACAGUGCCGCUGAGGCUCUUGGAAAAGCCCAGGGCUUCCAGGCGUGUGGACCGGGCUCCUCUCUGGUGGCUCUUAGGUGAACCCGUCAACUGGGCGACUUAGCGAAUUUGAGGGGGUAAUUCACAUUAGUUUGGAAGGAAGUUGGUGUUGGAGAGUGGGAUUGCCCAGGGCCAUGCGAGGGCAGGAGAGAUGGGAGAGACCAGGAGGCUGGGAGGCAGGAAGGGGGAGUAGGAUGAGGGGAGUGCAGGUGCCCCCUCCAGUGGGCUCUCUGGCUGUGCCCCCCUGGUUCUGAUGCACCCUCCAAGCAUGCAGGCUUGCAUCCUCCUACUCGCUGCUCCAGGCCAACCUGACCUUCCAGGGCCGUGCUCCUCUCCUUGGUGGAGUGGGGCCUCUGUAGGGACCUGAUGCUGGAAACCUCCAGGAACUUGGUCUUGCUGGGUAAACCUGCCCUGCAGUUCUUAACUGUGCAUCUUAGCUUCAUCCUCUCUUGGGCACAGCCAUAGGUUCUGAAGCUGACCGAGUUUUGGGCUCAGGAUCCAUCAGGGCUGUGAAACAAGGGAAGGCCUUGUCUUACACUUGUACUUACACUGGGAAGACCACUGAUUCAAUGUCAGACCUGGGAUGGGGUGGGUUCUGUACUUCGGAUCUUGUUCAAGACAUUUAACUUCUCUGAGCCUUGAUUUCUAUGAAGAGAAGAAUAAUUCCUUUUUCAUAGGGUGGUUUAAGUUAAAUGGUACCAGUAUAUUAAAGUUCCUAGUUGAAUACCUGGCACAUAGUAGAGACUGAAAAAAAAAAGUUAGUUCAGUUUCCUCUUCUGCAUUGUUACGGAGAGUUGGAAAUGGGUGAUCCCCUUUUGGGAUCCCUGGUUUUACACUUUCUUCCUUUUUGAGCUCCAUUGAUAACCAACUUACAUACUCCAAUUCCAGGAAUCCUCCCAAGGUCUCGCAUGGAGCCCACACCCCAGUGUUGGCUGAUUUGUCGUUGUCACCAUUGUUCCAUCUAGGAUUCCUGGUUGCAAGAAGUGUUGGAAGGAAGUCGGGAGGCUCACAGAAUCCCGGGAGAUAGUGUGGGAAGCAGGGGUGCUCUGGAGAAACAGGGAGCAGCAGGCCCCACACACCAGAAUGGUCUGCUCUGCCGAGUGACAUUACCGCCAGUGUUUCCUCUGCCUCUCUCCAGUCCACAUACAUAGGUCACAUGUUCUCCCUCACUGGACUGUGGCAGGGAGAGGAAGCUAAUGACCCAUCAGCUUCUGAAUAUGGAAACUUGAGUUAACAUCCCUCCAAGAUCACAUACACUGUGGUGGAGAUAGUUCCCCAAAAGGAAACUGUUUGCUAUUAGAAGGGGAGCAGGUGCUAGAAAGCCCAAAACCAAUAAAUGCCAACCAUGAGUACUGCCUUUAUCCUGGCACUGUGCAAAGUUCUUUUCCCAACAUUAUCUCAUUUAAUCCUUGCAACAAACCAAUGAAGGCAGGUGCAGCUACUCCCCCCACUUUACAGAUGGAUAAGUUGAUGAUCAGAGAGGUUAAGUACCUUGUUUAAAGUCACACAGUAAGUGUUGGAGCUGAGAUUUGAGUGCAGAUCUGCCUGCCUUGGCAGUAGUGCUCUUGACCACUGCACCAUACUGCUUUUCUGCCUUCCAGUGAGGAAAGCACACACAAGCUUGUUAUUUCUCUGUGCUCAAAUAUCACCCUUAACCCACUGUGUAAACCCAUCUUCCCAUAGACACAGCUUCCCCUGGACUUUUAAAAUGAUGGCUUCUCUCAAAGUCCCUGUCUCUAACAACAGGGCUUCAUACACCUAGAGUCUGGCACCAGUGCAGAUGUGUUCUGUGCACCCAAGAUGUAGCAUUUGCUGUUCUAUGAGCAGCAAUCCCAUGUUCCAAACCUGGUGUGAUAUCCCAGCUGAAACAAAGGAGAGAGCCGUGGGUCCCAGAGAGACAAAAACCCAAGGAUAGAGAACUCCCAGGAGACGACCUCUGCUGCCCAGAUAAGCAGGGAGGAGCCAGCCUCCUGCAUGCAUUAGGGCUGUGUCAGUGAGUGCCCAGUGGGUGUUAGGCUCAGUGGUGGGUCAGUUUUGAACCCCAGCCUCCUCCUGUUGUGUCCUGUCCCUGGGCAGUCCACUGGGUCUGAGGUAGAGGGUCCAUAACUCUGGUGAGGUGUUGUCAUUGGCCAUCUGCAAACACUGUGCCCUGUGUGGGUUUAGUUAUGCUGCCCUCUUUCACUGCCCCUCUACACCAAGGGCCACUACUCAGGAGACAUGGAGGGAAAUCUAGAGCCCCCAAGUAUUCACUAAUGCCUUGAGUGAUGCUUAUUCACCACCAGAAAACCCACUCGGAAGAGAAACUUCAUGAACAUAAAGAUUGUGACAAAGUCUUCAGGUUAGGUAAGUUUUAAGAAAUCACGUUUUGUCAUAGGAAAAAAAUGGGAAAAACUAAAAGUUUGAUCCAAAUGUCUAAUUAUGUUAAUGGAGAGACAGUGUGUUUGGAUGUAUGUUUUCUUAAACAACGUUCUUCAAGGUCAGGGCACUUCUCUUUUUGUUUCAUUAUACUUCUCUCAUUAUCUUAUUCAUACCAGACUUUAAUAAAUAUUUGGGGCUAUGGAAAAUACAGGAAAAUCUUUUUUAAGAACUCACAUGUUUCAUGUCAGGAGAGGAACCAUAGAAAAUAUGAUAUUUGGAGAGUAACAGUUCAAAUCCAAUAUGAUUCAUGAUUAAGUCAAACUACAUCUAUUGUGUAGCUCCUAUGUGCCAGGUGGUCUGCUGAGCAAUGGCAAAUCAAAGGCAUGGAAAGACAUGUCUCUGUUCCUCAGGGCUGUCAGUCCAGCCAGGAGACAAAUGUACAUCGAGCCAGGCAGCACUCAGUACAGUAAUAGAGAUGAGACAGGGUGGGGUGGGGUCCUAGAGGUGGGAGAGGUCUGCAGAGGUGGCUCAUCUUCAAAAUUCUGAGAGACAGUAACUGCUAACCUCAAAGUUUAUUUCCAUCCAAGCUAUCGUCCAAGAGUGAGAAUAAAAAUAGAUGUUUUGGGAUAAACAAAACCCAAAACACCACCAAAAGACCUCACUAAAGGAACUUGAGAAGUCUGUACAUUAAAAAAAGAAGAUACCAGAUGGAAGAACUGAGAUAUAAGAAGGAACGAUGAGCAAAGAGUAUGAUGUAUAUUUAAAAACAUUGACUGUAAAUAAAAAUUAUGUCUAAUUUGGGAGGUUUAAAAACCAAAAUAGAAAUAAAGUCAAGACAAGAAUAGCGGAUGAGUCAGGAAGUGGGGAUACAGCUGGAGCAGUCAAAGGUCCUUGCACUGUUCGGGAAGAAGAUAAAAAUAUUGAUUAACCUAAGGCUUUUAUACAUUAAGAGGGCGUGUUAAAAUUUCAAGAUUAUGAUAAAAGAACAGUAAUAGAGUGUAUAAUUUCCAAACCAGUAGAGAGGGAAUCAAGAAAGAGAAAAAAUCCCCGAUCAAUCCAAAGUAAGGUGAGAAAUGAAAAAAGGUGGGGAAAAAAGACAAGCAGGAUGCAAGUGAUAAAAAUAUCAGUAGGUUAAACUCUCCUAUGAGGCAGAGAAUACCAGACUGGAUUUUUUAAAAGAUCAAGCUAUACGGAGACCUGCUUAAACCCUGAGAAGACAAAGUUUGAGAGUAAGAAGAUGAAGGAAGCAAGCUGUUGAAGCUGUACAACCAUGCGAUUAAGUCAGCUUGAAGGCCAAAGUCAUUACUGUGGAUAACAGAAUGCCUUUACAAGAUUCUGAAAUGUUUAUUUACCCAGGAAGAUACAAAUAUGUUAAAUUCACAGAAUAAAAUAGUUUCAAAUAUACCUCAAAAAUUAUAGAAUCACUAAGAGUAAUACACAAACAAACUAUCAUAGUGGGAGGGUGUUAUAUGCCUCUUUCAAUAAUUGAUAGAUCAGACAGACAAAAAUCAUUAAAGAUUGAGAGUUUUUUUCCCUCCUGACACCAAAUACAUGGUGUCCUCUCCAACGCCAGCUGAGGGUCCUAUAAUUCGACUCAGUUCUGACACUAAUGGCCUGGAGUUCAUGUGGACUGCACAGAUUAAGGGCUCUGCCCACAAGACUGCACCUACUUCAGACGUCAGUCACAAGUGUCAAGUGCCUGUGGUACUCACACUUCUGUGUGACUGAGCUAUGAAGUCAGUGGUCCCCACAGCCCCACUGCCCCAGGUUCAAUAAUUGGCUAGAAUGACUCGCAGAACCCAGGAAAACGCUAUACUUACUAUUAUAGUUUAUUAUACAGGAUACAAAUCCACAGGCAGAUGAAGAGAUACACAGGGGAGGUCUGAAAGCGUCCGAGUGCAGGCACCUCUGUCCUGUGGAGUCGGGAUGCACCACCCUUCCAGCACUGGGGUGUGUUCACUAAGUUGGGACCUCCCCCAGAUCACCUUGCUUAGGGAUUUUAAUGGAGGUUUCAUUAUGUAGGCAUGGUUGUGGCCAUUGAUGAUUAACUCAAUCUCCAGCUCCUCACCCCGCCCUGUAGUUUGGGAGGUGGGGCUGAAAGUUCCCAGCUUCUAAUCCAGGAUCAGCAUUUCUGAUCAUGCCUACCCUGAAGCCGUCUAGGGGCCACCAAGAGUCAUCUCAUUAGAAUAAAAGGUGUUCCUAUCCUCCUUAUCACUCAGGAAAUUCCAAGGGUUUUAGGAGCUCUGUGCCAUGAACUAAGGACAAGAAUAAAAUAUUUUUCUCAGUAUACCAUAAGUAAAUAGAUGAUUUGUGCCCCAAUUUGAAUCCUAAUAGCAAUUUGAAAAUAGCAUAUGUAGGAUUACUUAGGAAAAAUGUGAAAGACUUUUAGGGAGAAAGUUAUAAAACUAUUGAAAAAUAUUGACGAAGACCUAAAUAAAUGAGAGGUAUGCCAGAUUCAUGAUUAUUUUAAUACAAAGAGUAAAUUCUUCUCAAAAUGCUGAAUUAACUCAAUUCUCAUAAAAAUCUGAAAGCUGUUUUUAAUGGAAAUCGAUGGACUGAUUUGAAUGUCAGACUUAUAAAGGUUGGCAGUUGACCAGGGUGGCAUAGUGCUGGAAUUUACAAUGGCCUAGUGGAACAAAGUGUAGCGUUCUGAAAUACACCCGUGUGUGUGUGGAAAUGAACUGCAGCAGAGGUGGCACCACAGAUCAGAAUCCCACAAAUGAGGUUAGGAAAGUUGAUUAUCCAUAUUUUAAAGAUAAAAUUGAAUUCUGCUUUACAUAGAGACAAAAGUCAAUUUCAGUUGGAGUAAAACUGAAUUUGAAAGGCAAAACCAUAAACUUUUAGAAGAGGAAGUUAGCACUAUGAUCUCAAGUUAAGAAAAGAUUCUUAAGACACAAAAAGGGAAAAUAAAAAGAUCGAUACAUUCAGUGUGGUUAAAAAAUGAGAAUUUCUUUUCAUCAAAGUACACUAUAAAGAAAGUGAAAAGCUACAGAGUAGGAGAAGACAUUGGUACUAUAUACAACUGACAAAAGAUUAGAGCUUAUAAUGUAUAAAUAGCUCCUAUACAUUCAAUAAGAAACAGUAGAUCGAAUAGAAAACUGAACCAAAGACAUAAACAAGAACUUUAUAGAAAGAGAAACAUGAAUGGCCAACAAAUAUAGGACAAGAUACUCAGAAAAAUGAAAAUUGAAAUCUCAGUGAGAUACUAUUUUUUAAUCAUCGCACUGACAAUUUAAAAGUCUGAUAAUACUGAAUAGUGAAGCUGUGAACAUAUAAAUUCUAACACGCUGCAGGUGGGAGUGUAACCUGGUACAACCACUUUGGAAAGUUGAUGCUGGUAUUAUCUAGGAAAGUGGAAGAUGUGCAUAACCCUACAACUCCGCUUUUCCACUCCUAGACAUAUCUUAGAGAAAUUCCUGCACAUAAGAGACAUACAAGAAUAUUCCUGGUGCAUUGUUAAUAACAGCAAAAAAAUGGAAGAAAUGCAGAUGUUUAUUGGUGGGUCUCCUUAUGUUGUGGAAUAUCACUAGUGAAGAAAAUGAACUACAGCUGUACACAGCAACAUGCAUAACCUCACAACAUAUUGAGGAAACAGCAAGCUUAACACAUAUAGAUGAUUUGAUGUAUUUAAAGUCCAAAAUAUGCGAAACUAAACAAUACUGUUUAGAGACACAUAUUUACAUUAUAUAAGUAUCAAGAAAAGGAAAUGGUCAAUUUCAGUGUAGUUUUCUCUGAGGGGAGGAGUGGAUUGUGACCUUGGAAGGAAGAGUACACUGGGUCCUCAAAGAUAUUGAUAAUGUUCUGUUUCUUAAACUGGAUGGUAGAUACAUGCAUUUUAAUGUUUUACCUUAAAAUACGUUUAUAUAUACAGUCAAUCCUCAUUACAGUGGAUUUCAUAUUUGCAAAUUUGCCUACUUGCUAGAACUUGUUUGUAACCCCAAAAUCAACAGUUGCGCUUUCACAGUCAUUCACAGACGUGCACAGAGCAGUGAAAAAUCUGUGACCAGAUGGACAUGUUCCCAGCUGAGACUGAACUAGGUGGCACUCUGCUUUGUUCCAGUUCUUAUACUGUAAACCAGUGUCCUCUCCACGGUAUGUUCAGUGCAUGCUUAUUGCAUUGUUGUGCUGCUUGGUGGUUUGCUGUUUGCGGUGGCCCUGAGGCGUGGUGCUGAAGCGCCGUCUAGUGCUCCUAGCUGCAAGGAGGCUGCGACGUGCCUUGUGGAGGACGUGUGCGCUGCUGGCCGUGAGCUCAAUGUCAAUGAUCGACAACAGAUAUUUUAAAAGUUUCUUUAAACAGCAGCACACAUGAAACAAGGUUGUGUGUUAAUUGGUUGAUGAAAACGUUGCGAACUGCAGCUCCCAGGAACCGAACUGUGUUCCCCCAGAAGCAGUUCUCAGCUACUUUAUAGAACCACCUCGAAUAAAGAGAAUCGGCUGAGUAUGAAUAUCUGUAUUUGCACGUAUGGGAUUUGUGAUCUAUCCUCUGAAGAGGCUGCGCGAGCAGGAAAGACUGUAGUAGUGGAGACCGGCGUGUGCAAGAGCCAGGAAGUGGCCCUGGGGAUGGAGCGUUAGGAGCGGCUGUGCAGGCGCGGCCCGCGCGGGGAGGCAGCGCCGAGGAUGCUGGGUCCUCUCCGCCUCGCUCUCGCAGGGGCUCCACGGCCCUGCUGUCUGCGUCCGGCGGUCCAAACAGCCGCCAGCGCUGCCAGGGAGGGAGGACGCCGCGGCCGCCAGCGCUGGGGGAUCAACGCGGCCCCGCCCACCGCACGCUCGCGUCCGGAGGAACGCUGCGCCGCAGGCGCGUUUCUGGAGGAGUGAAUUCGGCGUCGGACUGAGGCCCUACGUCGGUUCCGGCGGUGACCGCGGCGCAUGGAGGCCCUAGAACGUCCUCCUCGGGAGACGGCGGCGGCCCCAGGCGCAGGAACCCCAGCGCGCAGCGACGCCGCCUCGAGGGCGCGCCCCGGCGGCGCUGAAGGCGACGCGGCCUCUAGGAAGCAAAAGAAGAAAAAGAAAACCUGGAGCGGGGCCUCCGUAGCGAAUGGCGGCAGCAAGGCCUCAGAAAAGCCCGCCCCGGAGGAAGCUCCCCUAAGCGCGGAGGCCCAGGCAGAGCAGCUGGCCCGGGAGCUGGCGUGGUGCGUGGAGCAGCUGGAGCUGGGCCUCAAGACGCAGAGACCCAGCCCGAGACAGAAAGAGCAGGCUGUUGGGGCAAUCCGAGCCCUGCGCAGCGAAAGAACCCCCCUGCCCCGGAAGAGGCAGCUGAUGCGCUCCUUGUUUGGGGACUACAGGGCGCAGAUGGAAAGCGAGUGGCGCGAGGCGCUGCGGGCCCUCAGGACUGCAGAGGGGGGGCUCUCCCCCUUCCUUGAGUCCCAUUGUCUCCUGAAAAAUGGAAGUGUAUCUCUCACCCUCUGGAUGCUUGGACAGGCCCGGCUCAGUGAUACACCCUCAGUCCCUUGAGGUUUCAGAGCCCCAUCAGUGGCCACCUGCAACUGCAUAUACCCUGGGUGUCCUGGAGCUCCCGGGAAGCCCCCAGCCUAGUUUGUCCACUUGCUGUGCCCUGUGGGAUUCACUAAAAGCUGAUCACCUGGCCAGAACCACCCUC
Equus caballus (horse) is the source of this 7998-nucleotide messenger RNA. NCBI's taxonomy places the organism in Eukaryota, Metazoa, Chordata, Mammalia, Perissodactyla, Equidae. The record is from RefSeq and is a predicted model, not a curated record.